Gigantopelta aegis is the source of this 1833-nucleotide messenger RNA. RefSeq lists its product as uncharacterized. The transcript is spliced from 13 exons. NCBI's taxonomy places the organism in Eukaryota, Metazoa, Mollusca, Gastropoda, Neomphalida, Peltospiridae. The record is from RefSeq and is a predicted model, not a curated record. The coding region runs from base 64 to 1626 and encodes 520 amino acids. Gene Ontology annotation, molecular function: metal ion binding; protein binding.
CCUGACCAAAGGUUCUGUAAUAUAUAAUAUAUGACAGUGUUCUUCUGAUUGUAUCACCUGUUUAUGCUUCCGUUAAGGAGUAUACUACUGAACUAUGUCCUCUACAUUCAGUUGUGUUCGCAAGAUUUCAAAGGUACACGUCUGUCAGCUGUGGUGAGCUUUAUGGACAAUAACUGUGUGGUGGGUGAGAAUAAGAGAACUGUACCUGAGUCAAAGAUGUCGGUUUGUGAGCGAAUUAAAUUGGAAGGGAUUGAUGUGAUCCCGGCACGUGUUGAAGGCAUGGCCGACGUGUACCAGUCGCCGAGAUUUGUUCUGUGCAAACCCAGAUGGAUCGCCGAUGAAGAGGUGACUGUGUGCGUGCUGUGUAGUAACAAGUUUAACCAACUGCGUCGAAAACAUCACUGUCGGCAGUGCGGUCGAGUUCUCUGCAGCAAAUGUUGUCACGAAAAGAUACCUAUGCCACAACUAGGAGUAGAAGAGUCGGAAAGGGUGUGCGAAUCAUGUCGACCAAUCACAGAACUUGUAACAAAAUCGCGAUCGAAAAUUGAUAGUUUUUUGUUGGAAGCUGCCUCAGGGCUGUGUAAAAGAUGUCAAGAUCCUUUGUUUAUAAAACGGGUGGUGGAGCUGGGAGGGAUACAGACGCUGGUCGCACUUGGCUCGGUGGACGAUGCCAACAUUUUGAGACCGGUUCUGGAUGGUCUACACACACUGUCUACCCACCAGCCACUGCACCAUGUCCUGGCCGAGUCUGGAGCUAUCAAGACAGUCUGCAGUAUUCUAGGGAAGGUGACGGAGUCGCAGGAACAACUGCUCAUUGAUGGAAUCAGCUCCCUCAGGAUAUUCUGCAAGUCAGCCGACCUCAAAACAAAAGCACUGAGUGAUGGCGCGCUAAGGCCGAUUCUGAAACUGUGCACAUACCAAAGUGAGGCCAUCGCACUGCUAGCUCUCAGCACUCUCAGCCUCAUUGUCGAACAUCCAGAUACCCAUGAUGCAAUAGUGGACAACGCAUUGAAGGCUCUUCCCAGGAUCCUCGCACUCACAAUGUCGUCAGACGAACAGACACAGGAAGUGGCUCUUAAAACAUUGGCCUACUUGUCGUGUGGUUCCACUUGGCACAGACAUCGUAUUGUACAGGAGGACUUCUCAUCUGGAGAUUGUCUUCAAAACGCUCUUCAGCGACAGUCAAGAAACCCCCAGAUUAUGUGCAACACAGCCUGUCUGGUGGCCAACCUGGCUACUAACACUGAUGAUCAGACCAGUCUUCAGCCACUGAUGAGUUGCCUGUGUGAAACACUCAAGUCAGGAGUCACCCACGCAGAUUUACUCUGUCACAUCAGUCGGGGAAUAGCCAACUUUGCCAAGUUCAAGCAGAAUGCCAACAUCCUGAAAGUUUACAUUCCUGUGAUAGUGAAGUCGUGUGUAAAAUCCUCGGUUCCUGUUGUUCGAGCCAAUGGAAUGCGAGCCAUUCUGUCCCUGCUGACAUUCGAGCCUUCAGAAACAACAACAGAACUUAUGAGAGAUGGAGCUGGUGACUUUCUACAGGGAAUGGGCAAGAUUCCGGGUUUAAUCGGCUCCGUCCAGUCCUCUCUGCUGGAACACGCCCCAGCACGGGUGAAGCCCAUGUGAUAGUCGGCUGUGUUAAACUUCAGUGCACUUCCUCAAUCAUCACAUGGGGCAGGUUGGGGGGUGGGCCAACAGGCAAUAUAUAGACAAUACUCCCCGAGUUUCUUCAAACUUGUGAUAUCAUAAAUUAUCAGCAUGAGUUGAUCCGAGGCUUGCCAAGGAUUUUUAUAUUUUUAUCAAUGAGUGCUGAUAAAUUAUGUUAUCACAAGA